This is a messenger RNA of Oreochromis niloticus (Nile tilapia), 8625 nucleotides long. Its product is annotated as collagen alpha-1(XIV) chain. The record is from RefSeq and is a predicted model, not a curated record. Lineage: Eukaryota; Metazoa; Chordata; Actinopteri; Cichliformes; Cichlidae. Gene Ontology annotation, cellular component: interstitial matrix. The coding region runs from base 352 to 5694 and encodes 1780 amino acids. The transcript has 48 exons. Gene Ontology annotation, molecular function: protein binding.
GGAUUUUGCGCAGCGCCACUGGUUCGCUCCUCUCUCUCUCUCUCUCUCUCUGUCUCCCUCUUUCUCUCUAUGAGAUGAAUCCGGGUGAAGGAAAGGGUUGGGACAGGGAGGAAUAGCCGGAGGGAGGGAUGGCUGAAUAACGAGGAGAGAAACACCCACUCCGGACUGAACGAAUUGUAUCCGGAGAGAAGGAGUGAGAGAAAGGAAGAGGGGAAGAAAGAGUGAGAAGAAAGAGGAAGCCUUUGGGAGGCAGAAGCAGGAGCGGUCUUUGGUAUUCACGGGAUUUCCUUUGGGGGAUAAAAGGACGCUUUGAAUUGAUGACUGGAGAGGUCUAGACUGCUGGUUGUGAGGAUGUUGUCAAUGGGGCAGAUCAGUUGGUGUUUGUGGGCUCCACUGGUGUUACUGGCCCUUGUUUCCUAUUACCCCAGUAAGGCACAGGGACAAGUUCCAGCUCCGAGGAAGCUGCGUUUCAAAGUGCUGAGCUCAAGCAAACUCCUUGUUUCAUGGAAGGAGCCCAAAGGAGACUUUGACAGCUAUCUGUUUUUCUACAAAAGUACCCCAGGUGGUCAGCAGAGGGAGAUCAUAGUGUCUAAAUCAGACACCAGUGUGUUGAUAACAGACUACAGUCCUUCUAAAGUCUACACUUUCAGUGUUAUCGCAGUCAGCGGCAACAAGCAGAGCAGACCACUUCAGGGCAGAUUUAAAGGUGAAAGAAAUGAGAGUGACAAGACUGAGUCCCAGAGGUUCACCGAUUCAGCUGCUCCUCCGAGGAACGCCAACGAGAUCUCUGGAGUUGACCAGUUUGUGUGUCACACUGAGGCUAUUGCGGAUAUUGUGAUCCUGGUGGACGGCUCCUGGAGUAUUGGCCGACUAAACUUCAGGCUGGUCCGCAUGUUCUUGGAAAACCUGGUCAAUGCCUUUGAUGUUGGCAUUGAUAAAACAAGGAUAGGUCUCGCACAGUACAGUGGCGAUCCCAGGAUUGAGUGGCAUUUAAAUGCUUUCUCAACUAAAGAUGCAGUCGUUGAUGCUGUCAGGAAUCUGCCCUACAAAGGAGGAAACACCCUCACAGGUCUUGCAUUGACUUUUAUCUUGGAGAACUGUUUCAAGCCUGAAUCUGGUGCAAGGCCUGGAAUACCCAAGAUUGGGAUCCUGAUCACCGAUGGAAAGUCCCAAGAUGAUGUUAUACCACCAGCAGAGGAACUGAGAAAUGCUGGUGUUGAACUGUUUGCUAUCGGUGUAAAGAAUGCCGACGAGAAUGAGCUGCGCUCCAUCGCCUCAGAACCGGAGAGUAAUCAUGUCUACAAUGUGGCUGACUUUAACAUCAUGAGCUCUAUUGUAGGGGGGCUAACAAAAACAGUGUGCAAACAGGUGGAGCAGCAGGACAAAGACAUCAAGCAGAAACAUAUACCAGAGACAACGGGAAUGCCGCUUGACCUAGUGACAUCAGACGUCACGGCCCAAAGCUUUCGGGUUUCAUGGAGCCAUGCCCCCGGAAAUGUAGAGAAAUACAGAGUCGUUUAUUAUCCCACUCAGGGAGGAGACCUAGGAGACCCACAGGAGGCUGUAGUGGUCGGGAGUGAGUCUUCAGUGGUGUUACAGCAUCUUAGCUCCCUCACUGAGUACCAACUGGCUGUGUUUGCUGUGUAUGCAAACAAGGCGAGCGAAGCUCUGAGAGGAUCAGAAACAACACUGGCUCUUCCCACAGUCACCGGCCUCCAGCUGUUUGAUGUGAGUCACAACACCAUGAAAAUAAGAUGGAACAGCGUGGAUGGAGUCUCUGGCUACAUGCUGCUUUAUGCACCUCUGACAGAUGACUUGGAUGAGAAAGAGAUAAGGGUGUCGGAUGCAGUGACGGAGCUGGAGCUGGAUGGGUUGAUCCCUCACACCGAAUAUACCGUCACUGUUUAUGCCAUGUUCGGCGAGGAGGCCAGUGAACCUGUUACAAACCAGGAAACCACAUUACCACUGAGUCCUCCCAGCAACCUCCAGUUUUCUGACAUUACCCACAACUCGGCCCACAUCAGCUGGGACCCCGCGCCUAGUGGAGUUAAUGGUUACCGCAUCAUGUGGGACAAGACAGACGGACUGGUCACAGACGAGGUGGAGGGUGGUUCAGUGAGUUCUUAUGACCUCGGUGAGCUGACAUCUCUGACGGAGUACUCGGUGGCAAUUUUUGCCCUGUACAACGAGGGCGAAUCAGAACCGCUCACCGAUGCGUUCACCACCACUCCAGUUCCUGGUCCUCUGAAUCUACGCUCCAGUGAGGUCAGCACAGACAGCUUUAAGGUCAGCUGGGAUCACUCAGCCAGUGACAUUAUCCUCUACAGACUCUCCUGGACACCAUUCGAUGGUGGUGACACAAAAAAGGUGGUCUUGAGUGGAAGUGAUAACGGAUACACACUGACCGGCCUCAGUCCCUCCACUGAGUAUGAAGUUAUGCUGACGGCCAUAUUCAAAGACAAUUCUGAGAGCGACACAGUCUUUGUCACUCAAACCACAUUGCCCACACAGACAACAACAACUUCUACCAAAACCACAGCGGCACGUCAGGCUGUGAGAAACCUUCAGCUGAGUGACGAGACCACCCAGAGCUUAGAGGCUUCGUGGGAGCUGGAAGACCCCAACGUGGAGAGCUACAGGGUCGCCUACACAAGCCUCAGCGGAGAUCACAAGGACUCUAUGUCAGUUUCUGGAGGUCAGACGAGAGCAGUGCUCGAGCCUUUACAAUCAGACACCAGCUACAAAGUGACAGUCACACCGGUGUACAGCGAUGGACAAGAUGGCCUCGGUGCAUCUGCCAUGAGUUCCACAUUGCCGCUCUUGCCUCCUGAAAAUCUGCGUGUGUCAGAGGAGUGGUUCAACCGCCUCAGGGUCUCGUGGGAUCCACCUCUGUCUCCUGUUGAGGGUUACAAGAUCGUCUACCAGCCCCUCUAUGUUCACGGUCCAGUAUUGGAGACAACAGUGGAUGAAGAUGAGAACUCCAUGCUUAUUGUCAAUCUACAAAGUGGGACAGAGUACAGUGUCCGAGUAAAGGCUUCCUAUCCUGCAGGAGAAAGUGAGCCACAGCUAAUAAAUGCCAAGACAUUAUUCCUUGGUGUGUCUGGCUUGUCAGCCUACCAGGUGCGACCCAACAGCAUGUGUGUUCAGUGGCAGCCUCUUCUACAUGCUACAAUAUACAGAAUCUCUAUACAGUCCACACUCAAUGACCAGAGACAGGAAGUGAGGCUGGGAGGUGGAGUUUCCCGACACUGCUUUUACGACCUCACUCCUAGUAGCCAAUACCAGAUCAGCGUUCACGCGCAAAUACAAGAAACGGAGGGACCCUCUGUCUCCAUCACUGACAUGACACUUCCAGCACCCACUCAGGCGCCGACUGAACCGCCCACUACGGAGCCCCCACCCACAAUCCCACCAGCCAAAGAGGUAUGUAAGGAGGCCAAGGCUGACCUGGCGUUCCUGGUCGACGGCUCCUGGUCCAUCGGAGACGACAACUUCAUGAAGAUUACACGUUUCCUCUACAGCACCAUGGGAUCGCUGGAUCUGAUUGGACAAGAUGGCACCCAGGUGGCCGUUGCUCAAUUCAGCGAUGAUGCUCGGACCGAAUUCCAGCUGAGUUCUCAUAGCAACAAAGAAGCACUGCUGGAGGCUAUUCAGAGAAUCAGCUAUAAAGGAGGAAACACCAAGACAGGUAGAGCCAUCAAACAUGUGAAGGAGUCUAUUUUCACCUCAGAGGCGGGAGCCAGAAGGGGCGUUCCCAAAGUCCUGGUCGUUCUGACCGAUGGACGUUCACAAGACGAUGUCAACAAAGUGUCCAAGGAGAUGCAGGUGGAGGGCUACAUCAUCUUCGCAAUUGGCUUUGCGGACGCAGACUACGGUGAGCUGGUGAAUAUCGCCAGCAAACCCAGUGACAGACACGUCUUUUUUGUGGACGAUUUGGACGCUGUGAAGAAAAUAGAAGAGCAGCUCAUUACCUUUGUCUGUGAGGCUGCCACUGCCACUUGUCCGUCUGUUUUGAUGAGCGGUAACACGUUGGCAGGUUUCCGUAUGAUGGAGAAGUUUGGCCUGGUAGAGAAGGAGUAUAGCACCAUACCGGGAGUUUCUCUGGAGCCGGGUUCAUUCAACAGCUUCCCUUGCUACAGGUUACACCGUGAUGCCCUGGUGUCUCAGCCCACCAAGUAUCUUCACCCUGAGGGUUUACCAUCUGACUAUACUAUUUCUAUGAUGCUCCGCCUACUUCCCGAGACCCCACAGGAACCUUUUGCGUUGUGGGAAAUCCUCAACAAGGACAACGACCCGUUAGUUGGACUGAUUCUUGACAACUCUGGAAAGACACUGACGUUCUUUAACCAUGACUACAAAGGAGAGUUCCAGACUGCUACCUUUGAAGAGGCAGCAAUCAAAAAAAUUUUCCAUGGCAGCUUCCACAAGCUCCAUGUGACCAUCAGCAAGACGUCUGUGAAGGUGGUACUGGAUUGCUCAGUGGUUGGGGAGAAAUACAUUAAUGCAGCUGGUAACAUCACCACCGAUGGAAUGGAGGUCCUCGGAAGGACGGUUCGAUCCAGAGGUAGACAAGACAGCUCUGCUCCGUUCCAGCUCCAGAUGUUUGACAUUAUCUGCAGUACUUCCUGGGCCAGCAGAGAUAAGUGUUGUGAGCUGCCAGCAUUGAGAGUUGAAGAGCAGUGCCCUCCCAUGCCUCAUGCCUGUACCUGCUCUCAGGACAGUAAAGGACCUCCAGGACCAUCUGGACCACCUGGUGGUCCAGGCAUACGAGGAGCCAGAGGAGACAGAGGCGAGCCAGGAGUGACGGGACCUCAAGGGCCCGUAGGAGAGGUUGGCCCUUCUGGACUCCCAGGGCAACCUGGUCCUCAAGGACCCAGCGGACUCUCCAUUCAGGGGCCUCCGGGAGCUCCUGGGGAGAAAGGAGAGAGAGGAGAGACCGGCCCUUCCGGACCAAUGGGAGUUCCCGGAAGUCCUGGCUCACCUGGUAGAGAUGGUCCCCCAGGAUCAAGGGGUCUGCCAGGUAAUACUGGACCACAGGGACAACGAGGACCACCAGGACCAGUUGGAGCACCAGGAGCACCAGGGGCUCCAGGACCAGGUGGGCCAACAGGGUCACAAGGGGAUCAAGGAGUUCCUGGUCCUGCUGGUACCAAAGGCGAUAAAGGAGAAAGAGGUGAUGUGCAGUCCCAGGCGUCUGUGCGAGCUAUUGCACGUCAAGUGUGUGAACAGCUCAUCCAGAGCCACUUGUCGCGUUACAACUCCUUCCUGAACCAGAUCCCCAUGCAGCCAGCGGUGUCAGUCCGAACAGUGCCUGGACCACCAGGAGAGCCGGGUAGGAGAGGCCCCCCGGGUCCUCAGGGAGAGCAAGGUCCACCCGGGAGGCCAGGCUUUCCCGGUACUAACGGCCAGAACGGGCAACCAGGCGAGAGGGGUCUGCCAGGAGAAAAGGGAGAAAGGGGGACUCCAGGGGUUGGGACUCAGGGGCCUCGAGGACCAUCCGGACCUCCUGGUUUGCCAGGUGAAGGACGGACAGGUAGCCAGGGCCCACCUGGUCGACCUGGUAACCCAGGGACACCGGGGAGGCCUGGGAAUCCAGGUACCACAGGAGCAGCUGGCCAGCCUGGAUACUGUGAUGCAAACUCCUGUUUGGGAUACAAUGUGGGAGUUCAACAGGACUAUAGGAAUGACUACUGAGGAGCAUUCUUGAACCAUGCUCCUCUCCUCCACCUGUGCUCACCUCCUCCUGCGUCCUCUUUUAAAAAGAAAAGACUAGAAACUGAAGAAAUGUGAUAACUCCUGUUAUUCCCUAAAGGCUGCCAUAUUUCCUGGGAUGGAUAAGUCCUGACACUUUUGAAACUGUAGUCCCUGCAGCAGCGAUUAUCACAUUUUUCUUCUCUGGAGACCUUUUGUUUUGUUUUUUUUAGCUAUUUCUAAGAUUUUUGUUCUUUGGGGUUUUUUUUAAAGGCACAUCAGUUUAAAAGGAAGGUGGUUUUCUCAUUUCAGAAAUCGUUACACCAUCGUUUGGUGCAAGUUUUUAGACAAACACCAGAUUUCCAGACUUCAUGCACCCGUGAGCAAAAUUUCUUGAUAAGAACUGGUUCAUUAAACUAGUUAUUUUCCCGUGUCGAAGGAAAAAUACGAGCAACUUGACUCAUUUUUCCACAAAAAACAGCCACCGCUCAUCGUCAACAGGGCCACCUGUCGACAGAUAGUCGUGUAUCCAAAGCUUUGCUCCCGCAGCCUUUGCUUCACCCUGCUUUAAACUCAGAUCUCAUAAAAGCUAAUCUCAUCUUUCAAAAGCCAGACAAAUCAGCUAAAUAGUGAUGGAUUGCUUUGAUGCUGACUGGCUGCUUUCAUUACUGAACAUCCCAGCUAUCAGUGCAUCUCAGUUUCUGCAAGAUGGACAGAAAAUCUCAGUUUUUACGCCUGAUAUAACGUGAUCAUUUUCAUUCCUGGAAAAAUAAUCACAUCUGGGCGAUACUGGGGCAGAGAUUAGAUUCUUCAGUUCCAUUAAACUACUUCCUUAUUAACACAAUCUUUUGGACUCUGUCCCGGGUCCUGAAUCUGCUUCUGCAGAGAAGUCAUUUCACCAUCAAAGAAGUAAGAAUUGUUGACUGGUUGAAAUGAUUUUAACCUGCUGUGAAGCUGUAUCUGAAUCUGUGCAUGCCUCACUUUCCCGCUGUGCUUCUUUUAUACCGCACUCUUGUGUUGGCCUUAACCUUGCUCCCCGCACUCCUGUAGUACUGGCUUUGUGUUCGCUGUGCUGAUGCAGAAACACUCCGACUGAUCCUAAAUAUUCCCACCACCCCAGUUCAAGCUUUGCCUCAUGGCGCCUACCAGCCCUACAGUCCUCCCUACAAUCAGCCACACCACCCUGCUGCAGAGGCUUACGACAACCAGGGAGGGGGUGAGGAGGAGGAGGAGCAGGACCCCUAUUAUCGUGGUUAUCCCCCUCAGUACUACCCUCAACAGCCUUCUCAGCUGGCUCACAUCAACUACGGUUACCACUUAAGCCCCACCUACUCCGAAGACAUGGAGCUGAGGUCACCGGGCGUCGCCAGGAGGUUUUCGCGGGAUGUCGACGUAAUGGAGGAGAGCGAGGACGGAGGACUUUAGAGGAAAGACGAAUUAAAGUCCUCAAGAUAAGGACACAACACAGAUGUUCCGACAAAACGCAAAGAGCUGAGACAUGCAUAUAAAACACCUGAAACUGUGGCGAGAACUUCCGUCCCUUCCCUCCCGUGUCCGCGCUGGGAUCCCCCAGCCCCACCCCCAUCAGGUGAAACAUUGUAAAUAGCUGUGUGGACUCUUGUACCAUAUCUCUGUAAAAGGGAGGUCCGAAAAGUGCCUGAUCUAUGUUUAGCAACGCCCAUUUGAUAAUGUCAAAGUAAGAUUUGUUCCUUCCCAUCUCACAGCCGAUUUAACUUUUGUGUGGAGUUGCAUGGAAGUGGAACACACGCCUCUUGUUUUGGUUGUAACUAACUGGGUUGUUUUAGUUGAGCUGGUAACAUUUGCGCAGGCUGCUUUUUUAUAAUGAUGAAUCAUGUUUCCUCUGGUUGUCUUUGUUUUAGUACUAACUGUUGAAAAGUGGUGUUCUUAGUGAACAUGAAACCCAGAUCAAUCAAACUCCUUUCCCCGAACACUUGGAAGCACACUUUUCAAAAGAAAUGAUCAUUGCUUUUUAAUUUGAACAUUGGCACUCGUUACUGUUCUGGAUUUUAUUUUAUUUCAGGGGGGCUUAUGUGAAUUUAAAGAACAUUGUUAUGUUCCUUAUGUUCCUUUUUUUUUUUUCCUUAUGCAAAUUCGGGCCUGCUCACUGUGGAAGCUGUUUGCUCACUGGCUGAACUCUGACCUCUUUCUGGAAUAAGACCUGAAGUCAGUUAUUAUUACAAAAAAAAGAGAAAAAGAAAAUCCUCUCGCCUCUCUGUGAAAUCAAUAAGAACUGAAGUGUAAAAUCUUCCCCUCUUGCACUGCAGUCAGAAAAACAAGCAGCAGACGUGUUGCUACGAGCUGGUCCCGGUCUAGAUUUUAACUGUCGACCGUGAAUAGCUUUAAUAAGGAAUGUGUCUCGCUACCGCACCCUUUGGUACAAUAUGGACUUAUUUAUUUUCUAUUUUGUUUGCUUUUAUAACCAAUAAAUCUGUAAUGAGACUACAAGAAUGGGUUUAGGUCAUUUGUUUAACAGCGCAAAAGGGUCAAAAACCCAGACUUUACAACACUUUUGUAAAAACAACAUUCGACAAGAAGAGGUUCGUUAAACUGUUUAUUAGCCUUUUUACAAUUCACUUAAAAGGGGAACAGAUUUAUCGAUGGAAACUGAAUAACCAAAAAAAGCAAGAUCAAGUUAACAUUUUGGGAUUCUCAUAUAGUAACACAUUAACUGGUUUCACUGUGCAUCCACAAGCCUUUAAAGGCAGGAUCAGCUCUAACAGAUGCCACUUUUAAUGGACCAGAUCGGAUCAUUUCAUGGUGUGUAAUCAGAGGAAAAACCCACAGAAUCUGAUUUUUCUCACAGCUGAGCCACAUGGUGAAAUCUCAAGCUGUCCUUGGAUAAUUCAGGCCCACCGCGGUCGCGCUGGAGCCGACAGGAGCGACAGAGAGGUUCCCCUGGUAGGAUAAUGUUGA